Molecule: messenger RNA, 4315 nt
Organism: Ricinus communis (castor bean)
Lineage: Eukaryota; Viridiplantae; Streptophyta; Magnoliopsida; Malpighiales; Euphorbiaceae
Product: PH, RCC1 and FYVE domains-containing protein 1
Exons: 9
Coding region: 621-3929 (1102 amino acids)
Molecular function (GO): metal ion binding
Source: RefSeq, a predicted model, not a curated record
GAAUUAAAAUCCAUCAUUUUCAUUUUCUCUCUCAAAAAAUUUUAUUAGCGUAUUAGAUUCUCUCUUUCACUCUCACAGUAUCUCCGCUCUACUGCACACUCCACCGCUUUCCUUUUUAUUUUUUAUUUUUUAUUUUAAUUUUCCUCUUUCGUUUUCUCUCGCUUUCCCGCAUUUUCUCGAGAAAAAGAAGCUUGGAGCCGAACGCACCUUAGGAGAAUCCUUAGAACAUAUCAGUAUUUUUUAUUCACAUUGUCUCGUCGUUUUGCUUCCAAAACCGCAAAUUCUCGUCUUCUUGUUUUGUUUUAUUCAAAUCUCUAAGCCAAAGAGUACAAUAUAAAACACACACAGAGACGCACACACUCUCUCUCUCUCUCUCUCUCUCUCUUCAAAGAAUUAGAUCGAUUGAUUUGUGUUUAAUUAGUUUCGUAAUUUUAGCUCUGAACUUUGAUUCUUUUUUUCCUUUUUCUUUUCAGAGCUUAAAGAAAAAAAUGAUGUGAGGUAUCGAUUAGCUGGGAGAGAUAGAGUGUGUGUGUAAUUUAGGGUUUGGUGCUGAUAGAUGAAGAAAUGUGUAAGUUCAGUUGUAAUCUUAGGGUUUUGAUAGUGAAGGAGAAAGUUAAUUGAUGUUACCAGUAGAGAAAAUGACUGUAAAUGAACAGUCUAGGCCUGGUCCUGUGGAGAGAGAUAUUGAGUUGGCUAUCACUGCUCUUAAAAAAGGAGCUCAAUUACUCAAAUAUGGACGUAGAGGGAAACCAAAAUUUUGCCCUUUCAGGCUGGCUAAUGAUGAAUCUGCUCUAGUUUGGCUGUCAGGAAAAGAGGAGAAGCAUCUUAAACUGAGUCAUGUCUCCAGAAUUAUAUCUGGGCAGCGCACUCCAAUAUUUCAGAGAUAUCCACGGCCUGAGAAAGAAUACCAGUCAUUUUCUCUUAUAUAUGAUGACAGGUCCUUAGAUUUGAUUUGCAAGGACAAAGAUGAAGCUGAAGUCUGGAUUACUGGUCUAAAAGCAUUAAUAUCACGUAAUCAUAUGAGGAAAGGGAGAGGAGAAUCUAGAAGUGAUGGAAUCUCAUCUGAAGCAACUAGCCCUAGAGCACACACCCAAAGAAGUUCUCCUUUGAGUUCUGCAUUUGGUAGUGGCGACAGUUCACAGAAGGAUGAAAUAGAUCCCCUACGUCUUCGUACUCCAUACGGCAGUCCUCCUAAAGCUGGUCUAGAAAAGGUGUUAUCUGAUAUGGAAUUGUAUGCUGUUGCUCCUAAGGUUCUAUGUCCGCCUGAAUCUGCUUGUGGCUCAGUACAUUCAGUGUCAUCAGCUGGAUCAGAUGCAAUAAAUGGGCGUUUAAAGGGUAUGACUGUGGAUGCUUUUAGAGUUAGUUUAUCAAGUGCUGUUAGCUCAUCAAGUCAAGGCUCUGGGCACGAUGACAGUGAUGCAUUAGGGGAUGUUUACAUUUGGGGAGAAGGUACUGCUGGUGGUAUUCUUGGUGGGGGAAUGAAUGGAGUUGGAGGAUCUGGUGUUAGGACUGAUUCUUUUGUUCCUAAAGCCUUGGAAUCUGCAGUCCUACUGGAUGUUCAGACUAUAGCUUGUGGUCGCCGACAUGCUGCUUUGGUAACAAAACAGGGGGAGGUUUUCUCUUGGGGCGAGGAGCUUGGAGGCAGACUUGGACAUGGUGUUGACUCUGAUGUCCUGCAUCCAAAACUUGUUGAUGGCCUAAAAAAUACUAAUGUUGAACUUGUGGCAUGUGGAGAGUACCAUUCUUGUGCAGUAACACUUUCUGGUGAUUUAUAUACAUGGGGUGGUAGUUCUCACAAUUGUGGGCUCCUUGGAUAUAGAAAUGAAGCCAGUAAUUGGGUUCCAAAAAAGUUAAAUGGACCUCUAGAGGGAAUACAUGUCGCAGCAGUCUCAUGUGGACCAUGGCACACAGCUGUUGUGACCUCUUCUGGGCAAUUGUUUACUUUUGGAGAUGGUACUUUUGGUGUUUUAGGCCAUGGAGACCGGAGAAGUGUAUCUACACCCAGGGAAGUGGAGUCCCUCAAAGGCCUUCGCACUGUGCGAGCAGCCUGUGGUGUUUGGCACACUGCUGCCGUUGUUGAAGUCAUGGUUGGGUCUUCAAGUUCCAGCAAUUGCUCUUCAGGAAAGCUGUUCACGUGGGGUGAUGGAGAUAAAGGUCGUCUUGGGCAUGGUGAUAAAGAAUCCAGACUGGUUCCCACUUGUGUUGCUGCUCUAGUUGAACCCAACUUCUGUCAAGUUGCUUGUGGGCAUAGCAUGACUGUUGCAUUGACAACUACAGGCCAUGUUUACACAAUGGGAAGCCCUGUAUAUGGUCAACUUGGGAAUCCUCAAGCUGAUGGCAAGCUCCCUGUUCGUGUUGAGGGGAAGCUUAGUAAAAAUUUUGUUGAAGAACUAGAUUGUGGUGCUUAUCAUGUAGCAGUUUUAACUUCAAGAACUGAGGUUUAUACCUGGGGAAAAGGUGCAAAUGGACGGUUAGGUCAUGGCGACACAGAUGAUAGAAGUUCCCCGACAAUUGUUGAAGCUUUGAAGGACAAACAGGUUAAAAGUGUUGUUUGUGGCACUAGUUUUACUGCAGCUAUUUGUCUGCACAAGUGGGUAUCUGGUAUUGAUCAAUCUAUGUGUUCUGGCUGCCGCCUUCCUUUUAAUUUCAAAAGGAAACGGCAUAAUUGUUAUAAUUGUGGACUUGUUUUUUGCCAUUCUUGUAGUAAUAAAAAGUCUCUCAAGGCUUCCAUGGCACCAAAUCCCAACAAACCUUAUCGUGUCUGUGAUCAAUGUUUUGGCAAACUUAGGAGAGCUACUGAAAUAGACUCUUCAUAUCAUUCUGCUCUAAGUAGAAGAGGAAGUAUAAACCAGCGACUGAUUGAAGCUGAAAACAGUGAGUAUCCCAAUACAAGAUCCCGUAUCCAACUUGGAAGAAAUAAUUCCAUAGAAAUGUCCAAAGAUGUGGAAAGUGAAUCUUUGAAAAGAAACAAGAAGUUAAGCUUGAAUGGCUCUCAGGUUUCACUCUCUGCAAAUGAUUCUUCUCAGCGCAAUGCAUUUAAUACCUCUAAAUCCUUUGGUUCAUCCAAGAAAUUUUUCUCGGCUUCUCUUCCGGGAUCCAGAAUUAUGUCUAGAGCAACAUCACCAACUUCAAGACGAUCGAGUCCACCUCGUGCAACAACACCAACUCCAAUCCUUUCAGUGCGUGCAUUGCCAAGAAUUGUUGUGGAUGAUACUAAAAAGUUAAAUGAUGGUCUUAGUGAAGAAGUUGUUAAAUUAAGAUCUCAGGUUGAAGAACUAACUCGCAAGGCUCAGCUUCAAGAUGUUGAGCUUGAAAGAACAACCAAACAAUUGAAGGAAGCUAUUGCAGUGGCAGACGAGGAGACUGCAAAAUGCAAAGCAGCAAAGGAAGUAAUCAAGUCACUUACGGCCCAAUUAAAGGAAUUGGCUGAAAGGUUGCCUGUUGUACCAACAAGAAACAGCAGUUCACCUUCCUUCUAUUUUUCUAGUGCCACUCCACCAAGGGAAGUUUCAUCUGCAGUCAAUGAGCACCUGAGUAGUCCCACAACUUACCAUGAACCAGAUUCUAAUGGAUCAAGCAACCUGGUGAUUUCUAAUGUGUCCAGCACUGCUAGCUAUCAAACUUUAAAUCACCCUGAAGCAGCACAUUUGGAGGCAACAACUAGGAGUAGAAACAGAACAGCAAAAGUUGAACCUGCCCAUGGUGAUGAAUGGGUUGAGCAAGAUGAACCGGGUGUGUACAUUACCCUUGUGUCCUUGCCUGGAGGUGCUAAAGAUCUUAAGCGCGUCCGUUUCAGUCGGAAGCGAUUCAGUGAGAAACAAGCAGAACAAUGGUGGGCAGCAAACAGGGCAAGAGUAUAUCAACAGUACAAUGUUCCCAUGGUUGAUAAAUCUAUUGUUGGUAUAGGGAGGGAAGGUUUAGCUCAUUGAACUCCCACGAUCAAGAAUCAAAUAGAGUGGCACUUGCAAAUUCUAGUCUUUGGAAAUUCAGAAAUUGGUUAUAAAUUUCUGUUCUGAUGAUUUGAGGAAGCCAAUUUUGAUUUUAGAGGGUAAGGGUGUUGCUAAUUUCUUCAUUUUUAAAUUUUUUUUUCUUUGGGGGUCUCUGGUUCUCCCUCAAUCUGGCUUAUUGCCCUUAAAGAUAUUCUCGCAGUAAAUGUAUACAUAUUAUUCCCAUAAUUUUUACAAAAGGGAAGCUUGAAAAGCAGAGAGGGGGUUAAUGUAAAUUCUUUGUAAGUAGGUUGCUGGCCUUGAAUUCAGAACAGCUGCCUUUGUAUAUUCGUAAGGAUGAUGCUAUACAGAUUGGUGUCAUUCAUACA